CGAAGUAAACUCCGCCAAAAUGUCUCUCAACACCCCUGCCGUUUUGUGAGGGUCUCUAAAUUUACACAACAUUUCCGUCUUCAUACAAACCAACAACAUUUGGCCAGCACAUAAUCUGUCUCAUUCUCAAACUACACAGUUAAUUCAUUUUAGGAAAAAGAUCAGAUAAACACUCAAAAUAGUCUCAACAACCAUUAAACAAAUAAAAUCAGAUAAAAUUGUGGGUCCUAUAGUAUGCAUAUGUGGUGAAGGAAGGUUCAUGAGAAAGUCCGUCACUUGAGCCUGCAAUACAGAUAACAACGAAAAAGGUUCAUGCUUAUGAUUAAGACACUCUUUACCACGACAUUUAAGUUCUCCUCCUACAUAUAUGCUUCAUCGCUCAUUGCCUCCUCCUACACGGAUCGACAACAUGAAUCUAAGUGAGAGCCCAACUACUCGCCACAACCUUUCUCGCCAAUCAUCGAAAUCCAAAAGUGGUGGAUGUUGUCGAGGCUUCAGCAGCGUCAGAACCGUGUCAUCCACCGCACCAACCUUGCAACACCAUCACCUUCAGCAGCUUUACCAAAAAUUGGAACUAAAGGUGGCAGGUUUGGAAAAAGAGGUGCAGAGGCAGACAGAACUGCGCGUUAUGUACAGGAAAAGAAUGGAAAAGACGCAGGAUUACUUGAAAUACUGUCUCCAAAUAGCACAGCAAAAUGGAAUCUUGGACCUCAUUAUCCACUCAAACGGUGAAGUCUCGCAAUCUUCCAUUUCUUCUCCACGUGCACUCAACUCCACUCUCACUCCUUCGCACAACCAUCCCAACCUGAUACCCAUCGUUGAUCAAGCCAAAAUCAAUGGAUGGUUCAUCAACCCCAGUGAGUUUUGCAGUGAUGAACAGAUCCAGCUGGGAGAAAAAAUAGGGCAGGGAACCACGGCGGAGAUUCACAGAGGGACGUGGCGCGGAUUUGAUGUGGCGGUGAAGUGCAUGUCCGAUUCAUUCUUCAGCAAAAACGAAAACGGCGUCAUAUUCUUCGCUCAGGAGGUUGAAACCCUCUCGAAGCAGCGUCACCGGUUUGUGCUUGACCUCAUGGGUGCGUGUCUGGACCCUCCGCAUCAUGCAUGGGUGGUUACCGAGUAUCUGAACACCACGCUCAAGGAGUGGCUACAUGGGCCGGGGAAAAGGCCCAAACACAGAACCACCCCACUUCCUCCCUUGAAAGAGAGGGUGAUGCGGGCCCUGGAAAUAGCCCAAGGCAUGCAGUACCUCCACGAACAAAAGCCCAAGGUCAUUCAUCGGGACUUGAAGCCCAGCAACAUCUUCUUGGACGAUGCGCUGCAUGUGAGAGUUGCGGAUUUUGGUCACGCGCGGUUCUUGGAUGAUGACGAAAUGGCCCUCACCGGAGAAACAGGAACGUACGUGUACAUGGCACCGGAGGUAAUUCGGUGCGAGCCCUAUGAUGAAAAAUGUGAUGUAUACAGUUUUGGGAUCAUACUCAACGAGUUACUCACCGGAAACUACCCUUAUAUUGAGACACAACUUGGUCCCGCCAAGAUUGCUAUGGAAGUUGUGGAGGAUGAGCUAAGGCCUUUACUUGCAUCAAAGGACGAUGGUGAGGAAAUGGAAGAACUGAUUGACCUAAUAUGCCUUUGCUGGAAUGCAAGCCCAUCCACUCGACCAUCCUUUGCAACAAUUAGUCAUACCCUCAAAUCUUAUGUUGAGAGCCUCCUUCAAAUUUCAAAUUAAUGUAUCAAAUAUCAAAUCAACUAUAUCUUCAUUGAAAAAGGAAUAUAACUGAGUGUUUUCAUGUUUGAUUCACUGUUCAUUAUUG
Messenger RNA from Vigna unguiculata (cowpea), 1811 nucleotides. RefSeq names its product serine/threonine/tyrosine-protein kinase HT1-like. Lineage: Eukaryota; Viridiplantae; Streptophyta; Magnoliopsida; Fabales; Fabaceae. Gene Ontology annotation, molecular function: ATP binding; protein serine/threonine kinase activity. Gene Ontology annotation, biological process: protein phosphorylation. The record is from RefSeq and is a predicted model, not a curated record.